Messenger RNA from Crotalus tigris (Tiger rattlesnake), 1253 nucleotides. RefSeq names its product TRAF3 interacting protein 1 (gene IFT54). Gene Ontology annotation, molecular function: microtubule binding. The record is from RefSeq and is a predicted model, not a curated record. NCBI's taxonomy places the organism in Eukaryota, Metazoa, Chordata, Lepidosauria, Squamata, Viperidae. The transcript is spliced from 7 exons. Gene Ontology annotation, biological process: regulation of microtubule cytoskeleton organization; intraciliary transport; cilium assembly. Bases 75 to 1184 code for a protein of 369 amino acids. Gene Ontology annotation, cellular component: ciliary basal body; axoneme; centrosome.
GUGCGCAUGAGUGGUCUGCGCAGUACCGGGAGUUUAUCUGGGCCUGGUGGAGACGAAUCUUACUGAAGGCUGCCAUGCAGGGCUCCGUGGUCCGGCGUACGCAGGAGUUGCUAGGGCGCGUGAUUCGAAAACCGCCUCUUACAGAGCGCCUUCUCAGCAAGCCUCCUUUCCGUUACCUGCACGACGUAAUCGGGGAGGUAAUUAGAUCAACUGGUUUCAUGAAAGGAUUGUAUACAGAAGCAGAGAUGAAAUCUGAUAAUGUUAAGGAUAAAGAUGCAAAAAUCAUCUUUCUUCAGAAAGCAAUUGAUGUGGUCAUCAUGGUGACAGGAGAGUAUUUGGCAGUGAAACCUGCACGUGUUGUUGCAGGACAUGAACCUGAAAGAACAAAUGAAUUUCUCCAAGCAAUUGCUAAAUGCUGUCUCAAUAAGCUUUCCAGUGAUGAAGCUGUUCAGAAAGUACUUGCUGAAGAAAAAGCUAUUAAAGAAAAGACACAAUAUUCAUCUAAAUCUCAAAACAGAGAAUCUAAAACAGAAGAAUGUAGAUAUCAUAAAGAGGGAAGAGGUGAUUCUGAAAUAAAAGACAAAAGCACGGUUCAGGAUCAAAAAAUCAAAGAAGAAUUGAAAGAGGAAGAAAGCAAGCAAAGAGAAAAUGAAAAAUAUAAAGAUUAUGAAAACCAUCCCAAUAAUUUUGAUAAAACUGUUAAUGAAAGUGAAAAAUAUGAAAAAGAGAGAAUCAAGAAUAGAUUAUCCAAAUCAGAAAGAGAGCCAGAAAAAAUUAGAAACAAAGAAAAAGAAGAAGGGGAAGGAGAAAAAGAAGAAUGUGAUAGAGAAAGAGACAAGGAAAGAAAAGAAUAUGAGGGAGGAAGAGAAAAAGACAGAUUACGAGAAAAAGAUAAACUUAGAGACAGGGAUAAAGAUUAUGAGAAAGUCCGAGACAGGGGCAAAGAAAAAGACAAACGGAGGGAAAGAGGUAAAAAUAUAGAAACAACACGAGAAGAAAGAAAAGACAAACCAGACAAAAAGCCCACAGGAUCUGAAGAGAAUGUUGCUAAAAAACUGGCAGAAAAGUCUAUAAAAGAUCAAGCUGAAUUUGAUAAAGAAAAUGAAAAUUCUGCAAGAUUAUCAAAGCAGCAGGCAACAAAAGGACCAAGACAGCGAAACAAAACUUCAAGUGAAGGUAAUUAAAAGAAUCCUCCUUGUUUUAUUUUUUCUUGAGAAUUUGGAGUAUGAUUCAAAACAUAACAGUUCCAAAUG